This is a messenger RNA of Xyrichtys novacula (pearly razorfish), 24967 nucleotides long. Lineage: Eukaryota; Metazoa; Chordata; Actinopteri; Labriformes; Labridae. The record is from the annotation of a GenBank genome assembly.
GAAGUCCAUCCUGACCCUGCCUCGUUACAUUCAGGUAACCUGUGAGCAGUACACCGGCACAAAUCUCUGCUUCAGCCAGGGAGCUAAGUAACGUUUUCUCCUAUCUGGAUUUAACGCAGAUACUAAUAAGAAUGUGCGACAGUCAGUUGCUCCUUUACGGCAGUAUUGACACGUUGAAAGUAGGCGGAAACGUAGUGAAGUUACGCACUAGUCUAUGGUUUCCGAUUGGCUGUUGUAAAUGACGCACGUUGUAUAUGUCUUUCAAUUGAAAGAACACCAAAUCAGUCAAAUUGUCACGCCCUAAACGUGGCAAAGUCGUCACGGCAAGUUACCCGUGACCCACAUUUAGCUUCCGAAAAUGCUUUUCAGAAUAAGAUAUCUUAACUGAAAUGUAUGACGUUCUUGCUUCUAUUCAGGAUACCAUCAUCCAUCAGAAGAACAAUAAGUAUCUGAGAAAAUAAGCACAAUGACCCUGUAUAUAUCUGUACUCUCAGUGAGAUACACUUCUGGAGGUUUAAUUUUCCGGUGUGCUGGUAAAUUGCAGACAACUUGACUUAACUGCUGGUUAACUUCUGUCUUCGUGGCUCGUUGAAUUCAUCAGCUCAGACUCACGAAAGAUGUAUGUGUUUGCGGUACCCCUGGUCCUCCUGCUGCUGGGCCCAGGUGUGUCAGGGAAAACGGUGACCGGCCAAUUUCGGAGCCAAGCCGCACGACAACAGAGCGGACAGUUUAUCUCUGCCUUCAUGUUCACAGGUAACACAGGAAACACAGUUAACUCAGGCGGCAGCUGAGCCGGAGAUCGCGCGCAUGUGUCUGUUCUUGCAUGCGCGUUUGGUGCGUGUCUCUGUGUCUGUCUGUGUAAUUGUCUGUGGCUGUUUCUGUCCGUGUGAGUGGGUGAGAGAGAGAGAGUGUGUGCAUGUGAUGCAACGUUCGGUCUGAGCUGUAGGUGACCAAUCAGAUCAGACGUGUUUGACAGAAAAUCACAAAUCCUUGAGCUAAAAAUCUGACAUUAUCCUUAUCACAUGAUGAUGACUGUGUUCUAAUUACACGAUAUCUUUUUCUAAUUACAUGAUGGCUUUGUUCUCAUAACACAAUGAUUAUAACAGUCAUGUCAUGAGAACAAAGUCAUAUUUUUAGAAUAAAGUUAUCAUGUCAUGAGCAUGAAGUCACGUUGAUAGAAUAAUCUAUUUCCAUGAUGACUUUAUUCAUAGACAUCAUGACUCUUUUCCAAUAACCUGAUGACUUUAUUCUAAUUACAUUAAGAUUCUUUUCAAAAAACAUGAUGACCUUAUAUUUAUAUCAUGACUUUAUUCUAAUUACCUGAUGCCUUUUUUUUUUACUAUAUGAUGACUAUUCUAAUGAUAUUAUGACUCUGUUCUUUCAACAGAAUGGCUUUGUUCUCACAAUAUGAUGACUGGAUUCUGAUCAUACAUUACUUAAUUCUCAUGAUACUUUUUUCUUACCAUGUUGACUUUAUUCACUUGUAACUGUUUUUUUUUUCCAACAAAACGUUAUUUAGACUCUAUUUUAACAAGAUAAUGAUUUAAAAACAGUUUUUCUUUGCAAAUAUGCUAAUAUAUUAAAUAAAUGUGCCUUUGUUUAGUACUGUUUUGUGACGCUAUCUUUAUCACACAAACCUUUUCAGGUUCUUGACAACCACCAUUGCCUCAGUCACAGAAGAGAUUGGUUAUUGAAUCUUACCUCUAGAUGCUACUAAAUAUCCUCAUUCUAUAUACUUACCUUUUCCCAGUCUUUUAUCAAUCGGGCUUGGCUCUCAGUGAAUGCAAUGAGGUUAAAUAUCUUGGGCUUUUUAUUUCUAAUGAUCUUUCUGAUGACAAAGCUAUGGAUAGGCAGUGUCGCAAACUGUAUGCUCAAGCAAGUGUGCUAUGUCGAAAAUUUAACGUGCUCUGUGCCAGUGAAGGUAAACCUAUUCAAAACCUACUGCACCCACCUCUAUACUGCCCAUCUGUGGUGCAGAUAUAGACAGGGCAGCCUUAGAAGGCUUACUGUGGCCUACAAUAAUGUUUUGAGGCUGCAGCUCAGAGCUCCCAGGAGCUGUAGCACUAGUCACUUGUUUGUAAGUCUUGGUGUACCGACAUAACCUGCAGUGCUUCGUAAGUUAAUGUACAGAUUUAUGUGUAAAGUUGAGGUGUCUGAAAACACCAUAAUUUCUGUAAUAUGCAAUACUCGAUGCAGCUCCGUCAAGUUUGUCUCAAGGUUGUGGAGCCAUUGGCGCUAAUGCCUUUACUAGGUUUCCUUUUUUAAUCUUCUUGUGUUUAUUUUGCUGUAUGUGAGAAUUUUUUUAUAUGGACCAUCCUGUGGGUGGGGCUGAAAUAAAGUUGAAUAAAUAGGUUGAUCUGUGUUCCUAUAAUAUGAGAACACGAUCUUAACCCAGUGUGUGUGUAUACACACGUAGAUACAGUGUGUCUACGUGUGUAUAUUUGUUCAUGCGUGUCUGUGUGUGUGUGUGUCUGUCUGUUUGCAUGUGUCCAUGCAUAUAUGUCCAGGUGAGAACAGUCUGUUGGUGUGUCGUCUGGAGAACCCCAUUCUGGCUGCAGAGAAGGAGUCUAGGCUGCUGCUGUAUCAGGACUGGGACUCAGACUUGGAGAAGCUGAGCUGCUCUGAGAGGUUGACUCGAGCUCUGUUCAGCAGUAAGAACCUGAGAAAUCACCUUUGACAUCACAUGUACCUGUCAUCACAGUCUGCCCUCACCUCCUGUACAGAUGAUCAUUAACCCCCUCUCACUGUCCCCCUACAGUCUCCCUCACCCAGGACGAACACAACCUGACCAUCCCCCGUCAGUCCUCCCCUAUAGCAUGGAUGGCUUUGUACACAGACAGGUACACCUGCCAGGUAAAAUACACACACACACAUACACACACACACACUUAAAAUGUUCAACUUCAGUAUUUUUUUAGACACAAAAGGAUAAAAUCUUUGAAACUAUCUCCCAUCUCUCCUGUGAACAUCUGAUCCCUUCCUGUCCCACCUGUCCCACCAAAGGACUCAGUGAUCCCCAACCACUCUGACCUCACCUUUACAGUCCUGAUGCUAAACCCUGACUCCGCUGGAAAUCCUUUGGACCACUUCAGCGCUGAGGAGGCAGGUCAGACCACCAAGUUAUCCCAGUUGAGCAUUUACCCAAAACCCCCAGAAUGCUUGAUACUCCCAGUAUACACAACACUCAAAGAAACCAACAUUUCCAGUAUAUCCAACACUCCCACAAUGCCCAACACUCUCAGUUUCCCCAACACUCAGUAUAAUAAUUCAUUUUAUCCCUCCAUCAUUCCAGUGUUCCCAUUAUACCCAAUGCAGUGGUGAUUUUAACAUUCAUAUCUGCUAUCUUGCUGAUGCAUUUGCAGAAGAGUUUUACAGCCUUUUCAAGUCUUUUAACUUUGUUUUACACCCCACUGAUCCAACACAUGUCAAGGACCAUACUCUAGACCAGGUCAUAUCACAUGGCUUCAGAAUUGAUUGCAUAGAACUUAAUGAGUUCUGUGUAUGUGACCACCUUAGUUUCAUGUUCAACUUGCAUUCCUCUGUAACCACAACAGUACAACCAUCCCCUACUUGCUCUGGCAUUAUUUACUCGUCUGACACCAUGAAAUUUUCAUGUGCUUUUCCAUCUCCCUGCAGACCUGCGUCUCCUCUCCCAUCCUGACUAUGUAGUCAACACAUUUUACAACCUCUGCAGUGAAACACUGGACUCUUUUGCUCCAGUUAGAACUUGUGUCAAAACUAUUUUAAAGUCAUACCUUGGCUCAAUGACUACACCUGCUCCUUUAAAAGAGAGAAAGGUAAAGCAGAGCAAAAAUAAAGGGCAUGCAAAUUACAGGUGUACUAUGAACACAUGAAAACCUACAAUGUUGCUGUAAAUGAUGCAUGAGCAAGGUAUUUUUCGAGCCUCAUCUCACAAAACAGUAAAAAAAAAAUCUUUAAAACCUGUGAUCAACUAGUUGGUCACCCCUUCUAACAGAAAUCUCCAACCAUCUCCUGAUCUGUGUGAGCAAUUUAAAAUGUUUUCAUCAACAAAAUUAAGAACACUAGAUUACAAACCAUUAAAAUGUUUCCCCUCAACUCACCUAUCCCUGAAACUUUGGACAGAACCCCAGUAUCAGAACUCCCUUUUUUGGCUUAAAUCUUGGAAAAUGUAGUUCUUGAUCUGCUCCAUACCCAUCUGACAGAUAACAAUUCAUUGGAUGUGUUCCAGUCUGGCUUUCGCUUGCUCCACAACAUCGAGACAACUCUUCAGAGAGUUUGUAUGAUCUCCUUUUCACUGAAGAUGCUGGUGACUGCUCUGUCCCGGUUCAUGUAAGAAUAAGAAUAAGAAUUACUUUAUUAAUCCCUGAAGGGAAAUUCAAUUGUCUGUUGUCUCAAAUAACAUGUCAAAAAGUUAUCUACUAUUCACACAAGACUUAUAAGGUCUAAUGGCUGUUGGUACAAAAGAUCUUCUAAAUCUUUCUGUCCUGCAGCGAAAAGAGAGGAGCCAUCCACCACCAUUGGCCCUUUGGUCCAUUAAGGUGUUGUGAAGAGGGUGAUCCAUGUUCUUUAGAAUCGUCUCCACCUUCCUCGGUGUAGAUUUCUCAACCACAUCCUCCACUGACUCCAGCUUGAGUCCAACCACAGAGCCAGCCUUUUUCACCAGUUUGUUGAGACGUCUUGCAUCUUUGUGUUUGAUGCUUCCUCCUCAGCAGACUGCAGCGUAGAACAGAACACUUACCACCACAGACUGAUCAAACAUCUGCAGCAUCUUACUACAGAUGUCUAUUGAUCCGAGUCUUCUCAGGCAAAAGUGGCGGCUCUGCCGCUUUCUGUAGAUGAAGUCUAUAUUCUUAGACCAGUCCAACUUAUUAUUCAGAUGUACACCUAGGUAUUUAUAUGAUGUCACCACUUCGAUGUCCACUCCACAGGUGUUCACUGGCUGAAGAGGGGGUUUGGAUCUACGGAAGUCUAUGACCAUCUCCUUUGUCUUUGAGUCGUUGAGGAGGAGGCAGUUUUUGUGACUCAGGUCACUGAAGGCUCUUAUCAGAUCUCUGUAUUCAGCUUCUUGUCCAUUUCUGAUACAUGCCACAAUAGCGGUGUCAUCUGAGUAUUUCUGGAUGUGGCAGGACUCAGUGCUCUAUUUGAACUCUGACAUGUACAGUGUGAACAGGAAUGGCGCCAGCACUGUCCCUUGUGGAGCCCCUGUACUGCUCAUUAAUGUCCCAGAAACACAGUUCCCCAGCCUGACAAACUGUGACCUACCUGUCAGGUAAUCUGCAUCCAGAAAACACAGGAAGGAUCCACUCCCAUCUCUGUGAGCUUGUCUUUGAGUAUGGUGGGUUGGAUGGUGUUGAAUGCCCUUGAAAAGUCGAAGAACAUGAUCCUCACAUAAACCCCAGGUUUCUCCAGAUGAGACAGGGCACGGUGAAGCAUGUAGAGGACAGCAUCAUCCACUCCAAUGUGUUCUUUGUAUGCAAACUGCAGGGAAUCCAGUUUGUCUUUGACCUCGGACCUCAGAAGGCGUAGAAUCAGCCGCUCCAGGGUUUUCAUGAUGUGUGAAGUGAGGGCCACUGGUCUGUAGUCAUUGAGUUCAGCAGGACAUUUAGUUUUUGGUACUGGCACAAUGCAGGAUGUUUUCCACAGAGCAGGUACCCGCCCCAGCUGUAGACUCAGGUUGAAGAUCUUGUGGAGAGGUUGACACAGUUCUGCAGCACAGUCUCUAAGCAGCCUUGGAUACACACCAUCUGGACCAGCUGCCUUCCCAGGACAAAGUCUUCCAAGCUCCAACCUCACCCCUGUUUCGGUGACAGACAAGGACUGGUGUUCUAGGAGGGAGGCAGUUGAAGUGGUAGAGACAUUUGAACAAGAUGAAAGAGGAGGAAGGGGAGAAGUUGUAGUGGAGAUUUGUUGAGGAGAGGAAGGUGGAGUAGCAGUGGGAGUGGUUGUGACAGCAGUGUCAAAUCUGUUGAAGAACAGGUUGAGUUCAUCAGCUCUUUCUAGAUCACCCACUACUGGCUGUCUGUUCUUUUUAUUGCUGUGUCCAGAGAUGGUACUGAUUCCUCUCCACACUUCACGGAUGUUGCUGUGUUGUAGAUUCUUCUCUCUCUUUUUGUACGCCAGCUUUGCCAUCUUCAGUCUCCUCUUCAACUCUUGUUGCACUUGUUUGAGUCGUUCUUUGUCACCAUCUUUAAAAGCUUUCUUUUUCUGGUUAAGGAUUGCUUUUAUGUUUCUUGUGAUCCAGGGUUUGUUGUUGGGGAAACAGCGAACAGUCUUUGUUGGUAUGACUGUGUCUCUACAGAAGUUGACAUAUUCAGUGAAGCAGUCAACCUGUUUGUCAGUGUUCAUACUAUCCACAUCUGUUUCCAGCAUCUUAUUACAGUCUGUUUAUUUAAAACAGUCCCUUAGAGCUUCACUGGCUUGAGGUGUCCAUCUUCUGAUUUUGACUUUGGUCAAAGGCUGCCUCAGUACACAAGGUCUGUAACAGGUUUGCAGAUAGACCAAGGUUUGACUUGCCCAGUGGUAGUAAGGCAUUGGCUCUGUAGGCUUCUUUGACGUUGGCAUACAGCAGAUCCAGGGUCUUGUUUUCUCUGGUAGGACAGUUCACAAACUGUGUGAAUCCAGUCAGGUGAGAGGACAGGGUGACAUGGUUGACGUCUCCUGAUAUUAUUAUUAGUGCCUCAGGGUUUUAAGUCUGUAGCCUGGCAACACUAUUUUGCAAAACAUCGCAACAUUCUUCAGUUGAUUUGGGUGGAAUGUAAACAACUACUGUUAUGAUAUGACUGAAUUCUCUUGGAACAUAAUAUGGCAGAAGAGUUCAAUAUCUGGACAACACAACUUCUCCUUGACAGUCAUGUGUGAAGGGCUGCGCCAUCUUUGGUUGACAAAUAAAGCCAGACCUCCUCCUUUUUUCUUGCCACUAGCUUGAGCACCUCUGUCUGACCUUAUAAGAGUGAAACCAGGUAGAUCCACACUGGAAUCCGAGUUGUUUUGAUUCAACCAUGUUUCAGUAAAACACAGGAAACUGCACUCACGGUAUGCUUUCUCAGUCUUCACCAAUAUCUCCAGCUCAUCACUUUUGUUGGGCAGAGAGUUGAUGUUUCCCUUGAUGAUUGAUUGAAGAAAGAGUUUAUAUCGCCACCUCCUAGCAUUCAGCUUUGCCUUCACCUUUGCACCAGCACGGCAACCAGGAUAACACCUCCUGAUGUCCUCUAGAAUUGUAUGUUGUUGUCCAGAUUUACUUUUCCUCAAUGAAAGGAGCGUUCUCUCGUGUAAACUCUUCGCCUAGCAGAAGUAUCCAUCAGCAGCCAACAAAAUGACAACAAAAAUAUGAAAAAAAUCUAGCAAAAGUUACAAAAAUUACAGAUAAUAUGGACAGACCAGACUUGCAGCAACCUCUCGGUUCAAGCACAUCAUUUAAAUUUGGAUUUGAAUUUGGACCUCAGUGCUGUGUUUGACACUGUAGAUCACAGUAUAUUGAUAGAGAGGCUGGAGAAGUCUGUAGGCGUAAGUGUGGCACAUCUGGUUUUGGAAAUGAUCAAUGAAUUUAAAAUUGUAACUUGAAUGUUCUGAUUUCAUCUGGACAUAUUCAGCCUUUGUUUGAGCCCUCCUCAGUGUUGACCUGCAGUGUAAAAACUAUGUUUUUCUGUCUCUCAGGAUUGAACACCUUUUACUUCAUCCUGCUCCUGUCCUACUUCAUUGUUGGCUGCAUCUAUGUCCAGCCUCUGUUUCAAGCUCUAAGGAAAGGUGGGCCUUUGCACACCGCUCUCAAAGUGCUGACUACAGUGCUUGCAUUACAGGGAUGCUCUGCCCUUUGCAACUACAUCCACCUGGCCAGGUACACUUCAAAAAGAGCAAUCUCAGCCCUAUAUCAUUGCUAAUGGCAAAGAGUGUUUUUGAUAAAGUAUUUUAUUUUAUAUCUUUACGAGUAAGGACUACCUUAGUCAAUGAAGGCUUCAACCUUUUGACCUAUUCCACCAGUAGAAAACAUCAGUUCCAUUUCGGUUUGAUACCAUUUUAUAUAUUUAAAACUGUCUUUGGAUUUAUUACAUGAUUGUUUGAAGUUAAUUAAUCUGACAUUUUUAUGUGCUCAUUGUACCUUGGAAAGUUAUUUUUUAAGUUUUAACAUCGGAGAGCACAUAUAUCCUUGCUAUUGAUUUCCCUUUGAAGAAAUGUUCUGAAAACUCUUAAACCCUUUCAGGCUCGUGUCAGCGGGUCAGAUUUUAUUUCGGAGGAAGAGGAGUGAGGAGAUAGAUGACAUAGAGGGGAAGUAAAGAUGGAGAUAGAUGAGAAAGAGGAGGAGGAAGAAGAGGAGGAGAAAGACAAAGACAUUUAAAACAAAAUUAUCUAUUAUUUAAUCUAAAAUUUAAAAAAUCCAACAAUGUCACUUUUUUAAACUUUUACAUUUUAUGUCUGUAUUGUAUGCAGGUCAGGGUGAGUUUGACCUCCAGCAAACAUUAAAACAAAGUUACGAAGAAGAUUUAAGUGAAAUGAUGCCCCUGGUUUUGUUUAACAGGUACUCCAGAGAUGGUGUUGGUAUCCCUGUGAUGGGCAGCCUGGCAGAGUGUAUGUUCUUCUUUAUUUCUCCAUAAAUCUCUCAGAGGUCUUGGUCUUAAACCUUUGUCUCAGAUAUUUCAAGCUCUGGUUCUGUGUCCCCCCCUUGCAGGCUGGGACACGGUGUCUCAGGUGUCCAUGCUCUACCUUUUGCUUAGUCUAUGUCUUGGUUGGACACUGAACCGAGGCAGGAAGCCUCAAUGUGGCCCACUGCAGUGGGAACACUCACCGGCAUCCACAGCUGUGGCUGUUGGUGGAGUUAUUACACAGGUACUCUAAGCCAAGCUACAAAAUAUUUAAAGACAAUAUACCAAAUGUUAAGAUUAAAGAUCUUCUUGUUUGAUAAAAAUCUCUGCUCAUUUUAAAUUAGAUAUAUCUAGAAGUAAUAACAGGGUUAUGUUUUCCAUAGCGUGUCAUCAGCUCAUCUUUCCCCAACACUCUGUAUACGUUGGUGAACCCAGCAGACCAGUUUUUGGAGUUUAAAAGUAAAAUGUCUCAUUCUUGCCUGAUAGACAAUUACAACAAUAUGGCUAUGGUUGAAUAGAAUAGAAUAUUCCUUUAUUGAUCCCCCAUGGGGGAAAUUUUUUUGUCACCUAAAUACUACUUUACUUGUCUUUACUUGUGUAACGGGUAUUGACUGGACCCAAUUGCAGCAUAAACAAGCAGGUUCACUUUAACAACAGUCUUUAUUGAACACCAAAUCCAAUGAAGCAGCAGAUUAGCAGUGGACCACAGGUCAGGCAAGAGUUUUGAACUCGUGAGCAGGGAAUUGUCCACAGUCUUAAUUUGCUCUACGAGUGUAGUGAAGGGGAAAACGCUCAACUCACAGCUGGAGGAAGAUUUCUUGGAGAGUGGUUCAGGUGAGGACUGGGUGAGGAUCCAGAGCUUGCAGAGGAGCUGGCAGAACCAACGUCGGCAGAGGAGGUGAGUUGGCGAGGUGAAGCUGACGAGAAGGGGGAUCUCAACAGAGCAGGAACAGGCUGAGUGACAUUCAGCUGCAGGCAGACGAAUAGCAGGAACCAGGCAGGCAAAGCUCGUAGUCAAGGACAGAAGGCAGGUAGGUUUACCGGGGCUGAGGCGAGAAGUAAAGGUCAGGGGCAGAUCAGGUCAAUACCAGGUAAGCAGUCCGAGGAUAAACGCUGGAGAGUCAGGCAUGAGAGCGAAGACAAUCUGGCAAAGAGUGAGGGGAAAGAAGCUGCAUAUAUACUGGCCUGAUUGGAGAUGAUGAGCAGGUGAGAGCAGCAGGUGGAAGCAGUUAGCUGAUGAGGGGUGUGGCUGAGCAGCAGAGCAGGAGAGGGGCAGAGCAGACUGUUACAGAACCCCCCCCUCAAGGGAUGGCUCCCGACAUCCCCAAAGGUUAAACUGGGGGGGGGGGGGGGUGGAGGUGGGCCUAAAACUCCUGGGAGCAAGACCUUGUCAUCUCUUCAGCAGGGUGGGUGGAGGGGGUCUGGAGGAGGGUUUCUCUGACACCUGACAUCCUCCCCGCAGAACGGUCCUCCACAUCCUGGACAGGUGGGGGCAAGGUGCGGGUUCCUCGACGGGCUGACUCAUUGGCUGGCUGGUCAGGAUGUUGCCGAUGAAAGUUGGCCACAAGGUUGGGGUCCAAAAUGUGGCGAGCAGGAACCCAAGAUCUCUCCUCAGGGCCGUAACCCUCCCAGUCCACAAGGUACUGGAGACCCCUACCUCGCUGCCGAGAACGAAUUAAGCGGCGCACUACAUACACCGGACCGCCGUCGACUAUUCGUGGAGGGGGAGGUAGUGGUGCCGCAGGGAACAAGGGGCUGUUGUGGACUGGUUUAACCUUGGAGACAUGGAAGGUAGGGUGUACUCUCAUGGACUGAGGUGAGAGAGGUGGGAAGACCGGUUACAAAGUCCAAAGAUAUGUGAGACCAUGGGCGGUGAGGAACAGGAAGAGGUUGUAGUAGCCCAGCAGGAGGCCGACGGGAGGUCUUAUGUUGGCUGCAGGUUGGACAGGCCUUGACGAAUUCCCAGACGUCCUCUUGCACAGUGGGCCACCAGAAACGUCGGAGGAGGGCAUGCUGUGUCCAUUGAAUCCCAGGGUGGCAGGAGAGCUUGGAGGAGUGGGCCCAUUGUAACACCUCCGACCUCAAGGCUGGUGGAACAAAGAGACAGUUAGACGGGCAGGAGCUGGGGCCCGGCUGUCCUUCUGUGGCUGCCUUCACCUUCUCCUCAAUGUCCCAGGUCAACAGGGCUACAAGGCAGGAAGUAGGUAGGAUGGUCUCAGCUCCAACAACAAAAUCCUCUGUCCUCUGGAACUGUCGGGACAGGGCGUCAGGCUUGACAUUGCGGGAACCAGGACGGUAAGAGAGGGUGAAGUUAAAACGGGAGAAAAAGAGGGACCAGCGGGCCUGGCGAGAGUUCAGUCUCUUUGCAGAGCGUAUGUACUCCAGAUUCUUGUGGUCAGUCCAUACGAGAAAAGGUUCCUUCGUGCCCUCCAACCAAUGGCGCCACUCUUCUAAGGCCAUCUUUACUGCCAAGAGUUCCCUAUUACCAAUGUCGUAAUUCCUUUCUGCAGAGGACAGGCGUCGGGAGAAGAAGGCACAGGGAUGGAGCUUCUGGUCAGUGCAUGAGCGUUGAGACAAGACGGCCCCCACCCCAACGUCAGAGGCAUCUACCUCGACCACAAACUGGCGUUCAGAGUCAGGCAUCAAGAGGAUGGGCGAUGAGGUGAACCGAUCCUUGAGGAACUGGAAGGCCGCUGCAGCUGCAGAGGACCACUGGAAGGGCACUUUGGGGGAGGUCAGAAUGGUGAGAGGGGCUGCUACUGAGCUGUAGUUGCGGAUGAAGCGACGGUAGAAGUUGGCGAACCCAAGGAAGCGCUGAAGCUGCUUGCGGUUCUCCGGAACAGGCCAGGAGGUAACAGCUGAGACCUUGGCUGGGUCCAUCUGGAUGCUGCCUUGUGCCACAAUGUAUCCCAGAAAAGAUGCUGAAGGAACAUGGAAAUCACACUUUUCUGCUUUUACAUACAGGGAGUUCUCCAAGAGGCGCUGAAGGACGGAUUGGACAUGAUGAAUGUGUUGCUCUUUGGACCUGGAGAAGAUGAGUAUAUCAUCGAGGUAAACAAAGACAUACUGGUUGAUCAUGUCUCGCAGAACAUCAUUAAUCAGAGCCUGGAAGACAGCAGGGGCAUUGGUGAGGCCAAACGGCAUUACGAGGUACUCGUAGUGUCCAGUAGGGGUGUUGAAUGCCGUCUUCCAUUCAUCUCCUUCUCUGAUGCGGACGAGGUGGUAGGCGUUGCGUAGGUCGAGUUUGGAGAAAAUGGUGGCCCCCUGGAGCAGUUCAAAGGCACUGGAGAUGAGUGGCAGUGGGUAACGGUUCUUUACCGUGAUCUCAUUUAGUCCUCUAUAAUCUAUGCAAGGUCUCAAUGUCUUGUCCUUCUUCUCAACAAGGAAAAACCCUGCUCCAGCAGGGGAUGAAGAGGGACGAAUGAUGCCUGCGGCCAAGGAGUCAUUUAUGUACGUCUCCAUGGCCCUUCUUUCAGGUUCAGACAGGGAGUAUAGGCGACCCUUGGGAGGUGAUGAACCAGGCAGGAGAUCAAUGGCGCAGUCAUAGGGUCGGUGAGGAGGCAGAGAGGUGGCUCUGGCUUUACUAAAGACCUGGCGGAAGUCAUGGUACUCGGGUGGCACCCCACUGAGGUCAGGUGACGAACUGGAGCUACACCCGGAGGGAUGAAGCGGAACUGAGGCUUGCUGCAGGCACCUCUGAUGACAGGAGGAACUCCACUCCCGGAUGGUCCCAGUUGCCCAGUCGAUGUGCGGAUUGUGAAGACGGAGCCAUGGAUAUCCCAGGAUAAGUGGCAGGCAGGAAGAGCUCAGGAUGUGAAACUGGACGGUUUCAUGAUGAUUACCAGACAGUAGCAGAUGAACAGGAGAGGUCUGAUGCGUGACGGUGCCCAGGACAUGUCCAUCUAAGGCUCGAGCAGGAACCGGGUGAGGCAAAGGAACCCGCUCAAGCCCCAGCUGAAGGACCACCUCCUCGUCAAUGAUGCUGGCAUCAGCCCCGGAGUCAAUAAAGAUAGCCAAGGUGUGGGGGCCGUCUGGAAGGAGGAGGCGGCCUUGGAGCAGGGGUCGCUGGCUUUGGGGAGGUGACAGGGUAGUUGAGCUCACCAGGGUCUCCCCAACUACUGAUGAGCUCUGGCUUUUGCUGGACAGCCGGAGAUAUAGUGUCCUGCUGCCCCACAAUAGAGGCAGAGUUUGGACUUGCGUCUACGCUCUCUCUCUUUCAGGGAGAGAGAGGUGCGGCCCAACUGCAUGGGCUCUGGAUCCUGAAACUGCUGACCCAAUGGGGUGGAGUUGGCUGCAGCAGCACCCCCACGGGUGCGAAGUGGACGAGUAUGUUGGGUUCCCCCUUGACGCUUCUCUCGUCGACGAGUCUGAACACGAAGAUCAAUGCGGAUGGCCAAGUCAAUCACCCCGUCCAAGGUGAGGGAGGUGUCAUGUGAAACCAGUUCAUCUUUAAUGUAAUCUGCCAACCCAUGGAGAAAGGCAUCACGGAGAGCUGCACUGUUCCAACCACUUUGGCUGGCUCUGGUGCAGAAAUCAAUGGAAUAGUCAGCCACUGUUAGUUCGCCUUGCUUCAGUCCCAUCAGUCCCCUUGCCGAAUCAGAACCAGAAUUCUCAAACCCAAAAACCUUCCGAAGCUCAGCAGCAAACAGGUCAAAUGAAGCACAGGCUCGAGACCGCCUCUCCCACUCAGCUGUUCCCCAUAGUCUAGCUCUGCCUGUCAGGUGGUUAAUGACAAAUGCUACCUUUGCCGGUUCUGUGGCGAAGGUGCGGGGCUGUAGGGCAAACAGGAGAGAACAGUUGGUGAGGAAGGGGCCGCAAGUCUCUCGAUCUCCGUCAUAACGCUCUGGGGUUCCCACCCGUGGCUCAGGAGCAUCGCUGGGUAGAGAAGAGGCGGGUACAGGUGCAGGAGCAGAAGGUGAAGCUUCCGAAGAAGAGGCAAAUCCAGCAGAUGAGGGGAGCUGGGUUAGUUGAGCUGCUAGCUGUUGCAUCUGUGCAGCUAAAGCUGCUAGUGAUUGUCCCUGAGUCUCAGCAGCUCGUCUAGCUUCAGCGGCAGCCGCAGUCAUCAUGGCCUCAUGUUGCUGCAGAACGCACUCAAUUGUCUCAAGGCGAUUCAGUGGUGAGGGAUUGUGUGCUGGGUCCAUAGUUUGGCCAGAUUGUACUGUAACGGGUAUUGACUGGACCCAAUUGCAGCACAAACAAGCAGGUUCACUUUAACAACAGUCUUUAUUGAACACCAAAUCCAAUGAAGCAGCAGAUUAUAGCAGGUGGGUAUGGCAGGAUUCGAACUCGGGUCUUCCGGGUGAUAGGCGAGCAGAUUAGCAGUGGACCACAGGUCAGGCAAGAGUUUUGAACUCGUGAGCAGGGAAUUGUCCACAGUCUUAAUUUGCUCUACGAGUGUAGUGAAGGGGAAAACGCUCAACUCACAGCUGGAGGAAGAUUUCUUGGAGAGUGGUUCAGGUGAGGAUCCAGAGCUUGCAGAGGAGCUGGCAGAACCAACGUCGGCAGAGGAGGUGAGUUGGCGAGGUGAAGCUGACGAGAAGGGGGAUCUCAACAGAGCAGGAACAGGCUGAGUGACAUUCAGCUGCAGGCAGACGAAUAGCAGGAACCAGGCAGGCAAAGCUCGUAGUCAAGGACAGAAGGCAGGUAGGUUUACCGGGGCUGAGGCGAGAAGCAAAGGUCAGGGGCAGAUCAGGUCGAUACCAGGUAAGCAGUCCGAGGAUAAACGCUGGAGAGUCAGGCAUGAGAGCGAAGACAAUCUGGCAAAGAGUGAGGGGAAAGAAGCUGCAUAUAUACUGGCCUGAUUGGAGAUGAUGAGCAGGUGAGAGCAGCAGGUGGAAGCAGUUAGCUGAUGAGGGGUGUGGCUGAGCAGCAGAGCAGGAGAGGGGCAGAGCAGACUGUUACAGAACCCCCCCCCCUCAAGGGAUGGCUCCCGACAUCCCCAAAGGUUAAACUGGGGGGGGGGGGGGGGUGGAGGUGGGCCUAAAACUCCUGGGAGCAAGACCUUGUCAUCUCUUCAGCAGGGUGGGUGGAGGGGGUCUGGAGGAGGGUUUCUCUGACACCUGACAUCCUCCCCGCAGAACGGUCCUCCACAUCCUGGACAGGUGGGGGCAAGGUGCGGGUUCCUCGACGGGCUGACUCAUUGGCUGGCUGGUCAGGAUGUUGCCGAUGAAAGUUGGCCACAAGGUUGGGGUCCAAAAUGUGGCGAGCAGGAACCCAAGAUCUCUCCUCAGGGCCGUAACCCUCCCAGUCCACAAGGUACUGGAGACCCCUACCUCGCUGCCGAGAACGAAUUAAGCGGCGCACUACAUACACCGGACCGCCGUCGACUAUUCGUGGAGGGGGAGGUAGUGGUGCCGCAGGGAACAAGGGGCUGUUGUGGACUGGUUUAACCUUGGAGACAUGGAAGGUAGGGUGUACUCUCAUGGACUGAGGUGAGAGAGGUGGGAAGACCGGUUACAAAGUCCAAAGAUAUGUGAGACCAUGGGCGGUGAGGAACAGGAAGAGGUUGUAGUAGCCCAGCAGGAGGCCGACGGGAGGUCUUAUGUUGGCUGCAGGUUGGACAGGCCUUGACGAAUUCCCAGACGUCCUCUUGCACAGUGGGCCACCAGAAACGUCGGAGGAGGGCAUGCUGUGUCCAUUGAAUCCCAGGGUGGCAGGAGAGCUUGGAGGAGUGGGCCCAUUGUAACACCUCCGACCUCAAGGCUGGUGGAACAAAGAGACAGUUAGACGGGCAGGAGCUGGGGCCCGGCUGUCCUUCUGUGGCUGCCUUCACCUUCUCCUCAAUGUCCCAGGUCAACAGGGCUACAAGGCAGGAAGUAGGUAGGAUGGUCUCAGCUCCAACAACAAAAUCCUCUGUCCUCUGGAACUGUCGGGACAGGGCGUCAGGCUUGACAUUGCGGGAACCAGGACGGUAAGAGAGGGUGAAGUUAAAACGGGAGAAAAAGAGGGACCAGCGGGCCUGGCGAGAGUUCAGUCUCUUUGCAGAGCGUAUGUACUCCAGAUUCUUGUGGUCAGUCCAUACGAGAAAAGGUUCCUUCGUGCCCUCCAACCAAUGGCGCCACUCUUCUAAGGCCAUCUUUACUGCCAAGAGUUCCCUAUUACCAAUGUCGUAAUUCCUUUCUGCAGAGGACAGGCGUCGGGAGAAGAAGGCACAGGGAUGGAGCUUCUGGUCAGUGCAUGAGCGUUGAGACAAGACGGCCCCCACCCCAACGUCAGAGGCAUCUACCUCGACCACAAACUGGCGUUCAGAGUCAGGCAUCAAGAGGAUGGGCGAUGAGGUGAACCGAUCCUUGAGGAACUGGAAGGCCGCUGCAGCUGCAGAGGACCACUGGAAGGGCACUUUGGGGGAGGUCAGAAUGGUGAGAGGGGCUGCUACUGAGCUGUAGUUGCGGAUGAAGCGACGGUAGAAGUUGGCGAACCCAAGGAAGCGCUGAAGCUGCUUGCGGUUCUCCGGAACAGGCCAGGAGGUAACAGCUGAGACCUUGGCUGGGUCCAUCUGGAUGCUGCCUUGUGCCACAAUGUAUCCCAGAAAAGAUGCUGAAGGAACAUGGAAAUCACACUUUUCUGCUUUUACAUACAGGGAGUUCUCCAAGAGGCGCUGAAGGACGGAUUGGACAUGAUGAAUGUGUUGCUCUUUGGACCUGGAGAAGAUGAGUAUAUCAUCGAGGUAAACAAAGACAUACUGGUUGAUCAUGUCUCGCAGAACAUCAUUAAUCAGAGCCUGGAAGACAGCAGGGGCAUUGGUGAGGCCAAACGGCAUUACGAGGUACUCGUAGUGUCCAGUAGGGGUGUUGAAUGCCGUCUUCCAUUCAUCUCCUUCUCUGAUGCGGACGAGGUGGUAGGCGUUGCGUAGGUCGAGUUUGGAGAAAAUGGUGGCCCCCUGGAGCAGUUCAAAGGCACUGGAGAUGAGUGGCAGUGGGUAACGGUUCUUUACCGUGAUCUCAUUUAGUCCUCUAUAAUCUAUGCAAGGUCUCAAUGUCUUGUCCUUCUUCUCAACAAGGAAAAACCCUGCUCCAGCAGGGGAUGAAGAGGGACGAAUGAUGCCUGCGGCCAAGGAGUCAUUUAUGUACGUCUCCAUGGCCCUUCUUUCAGGUUCAGACAGGGAGUAUAGGCGACCCUUGGGAGGUGAUGAACCAGGCAGGAGAUCAAUGGCGCAGUCAUAGGGUCGGUGAGGAGGCAGAGAGGUGGCUCUGGCUUUACUAAAGACCUGGCGGAAGUCAUGGUACUCGGGUGGCACCCCACUGAGGUCAGGUGACGAACUGGAGCUACACCCGGAGGGAUGAAGCGGAACUGAGGCUUGCUGCAGGCACCUCUGAUGACAGGAGGAACUCCACUCCCGGAUGGUCCCAGUUGCCCAGUCGAUGUGCGGAUUGUGAAGACGGAGCCAUGGAUAUCCCAGGAUAAGUGGCAGGCAGGAAGAGCUCAGGAUGUGAAACUGGACGGUUUCAUGAUGAUUACCAGACAGUAGCAGAUGAACAGGAGAGGUCUGAUGCGUGACGGUGCCCAGGACAUGUCCAUCUAAGGCUCGAGCAGGAACCGGGUGAGGCAAAGGAACCCGCUCAAGCCCCAGCUGAAGGACCACCUCCUCGUCAAUGAUGCUGGCAUCAGCCCCGGAGUCAAUAAAGAUAGCCAAGGUGUGGGGGCCGUCUGGAAGGAGGAGGCGGCCUUGGAGCAGGGGUCGCUGGCUUUGGGGAGGUGACAGGGUAGUUGAGCUCACCAGGGUCUCCCCAACUACUGAUGAGCUCUGGCUUUUGCUGGACAGCCGGAGAUAUAGUGUCCUGCUGCCCCAUAAUAGAGGCAGAGUUUGGACUUGCGUCUACGCUCUCUCUCUUUCAGGGAGAGAGAGGUGCGGCCCAACUGCAUGGGCUCUGGAUCCUGAAACUGCUGACCCAAUGGGGUGGAGUUGGCUGCAGCAGCACCCCCACGGGUGCGAAGUGGACGAGUAUGUUGGGUUCCCCCUUGACGCUUCUCUCGUCGACGAGUCUGAACACGAAGAUCAAUGCGGAUGGCCAAGUCAAUCACCCCGUCCAAGGUGAGGGAGGUGUCAUGUGAAACCAGUUCAUCUUUAAUGUAAUCUGCCAACCCAUGGAGAAAGGCAUCACGGAGAGCUGCACUGUUCCAACCACUUUGGCUGGCUCUGGUGCAGAAAUCAAUGGAAUAGUCAGCCACUGUUAGUUCGCCUUGCUUCAGUCCCAUCAGUCCCCUUGCCGAAUCAGAACCAGAAUUCUCAAACCCAAAAACCUUCCGAAGCUCAGCAGCAAACAGGUCAAAUGAAGCACAGGCUCGAGACCGCCUCUCCCACUCAGCUGUUCCCCAUAGUCUAGCUCUGCCUGUCAGGUGGUUAAUGACAAAUGCUACCUUUGCCGGUUCUGUGGCGAAGGUGCGGGGCUGUAGGGCAAACAGGAGAGAACAGUUGGUGAGGAAGGGGCCGCAAGUCUCUCGAUCUCCGUCAUAACGCUCUGGGGUUCCCACCCGUGGCUCAGGAGCAUCGCUGGGUAGAGAAGAGGCGGGUACAGGUGCAGGAGCAGAAGGUGAAGCUUCCGAAGAAGAGGCAAAUCCAGCAGAUGAGGGGAGCUGGGUUAGUUGAGCUGCUAGCUGUUGCAUCUGUGCAGCUAAAGCUGCUAGUGAUUGUCCCUGAGUCUCAGCAGCUCGUCUAGCUUCAGCGGCAGCCGCAGUCAUCAUGGCCUCAUGUUGCUGCAGAACGCACUCAAUUGUCUCAAGGCGAUUCAGUGGUGAGGGAUUGUGUGCUGGGUCCAUAGUUUGGCCAGAUUGUACUGUAACGGGUAUUGACUGGACCCAAUUGCAGCACAAACAAGCAGGUUCACUUUAACAACAGUCUUUAUUGAACACCAAAUCCAAUGAAGCAGCAGAUUAUAGCAGGUGGGUAUGGCAGGAUUCGAACUCGGGUCUUCCGGGUGAUAGGCGAGCAGAUUAGCAGUGGACCACAGGUCAGGCAAGAGUUUUGAACUCGUGAGCAGGGAAUUGUCCACAGUCUUAAUUUGCUCUACGAGUGUAGUGAAGGGGAAAACGCUCAACUCACAGCUGGAGGAAGAUUUCUUGGAGAGUGGUUCAGGUGAGGAUCCAGAGCUUGCAGAGGAGCUGGCAGAACCAACGUCGGCAGAGGAGGUGAGUUGGCGAGGUGAAGCUGACGAGAAGGGGGAUCUCAACAGAGCAGGAACAGGCUGAGUGACAUUCAGCUGCAGGCAGACGAAUAGCAGGAACCAGGCAGGCAAAGCUCGUAGUCAAGGACAGAAGGCAGGUAGGUUUACCGGGGCUGAGGCGAGAAGCAAAGGUCAGGGGCAGAUCAGGUCGAUACCAGGUAAGCAGUCCGAGGAUAAACGCUGGAGAGUCAGGCAUGAGAGCGAAGACAAUCUGGCAAAGAGUGAGGGGAAAGAAGCUGCAUAUAUACUGGCCUGAUUGGAGAUGAUGAGCAGGUGAGAGCAGCAGGUGGAAGCAGUUAGCUGAUGAGGGGUGUGGCUGAGCAGCAGAGCAGGAGAGGGGCAGAGCAGACUGUUACAUACUUGUAGUUCAAGCAUAUCCACAUGAGUUUCCCUAGAGUCCAGGUGUACAUUGUCGAGUUAACCUUCAGUCCAGGUGUAUUACAUUAAAUAAACCUUUAGUUUAGGUUUAUAUUGUUGAGUUAAUCUACUAAAGGUAUAAAAUAUCUUGUGAACUUGUAGUUCAGAGGUGUAUAUUGUUCAGUUAACCUGCUGUUCAGGUUUAUACUCUUGGGUUUAGCUGUAGUUUAGGUAUAUGUUAUUGCGUUUCCUGAUAGCUUAGUUGUAUAUCAUUUAGUGUGCCUGUAGUCCAGGUGUAUAUUCGGGUGUUCACUUUCAGUUCUGGUGUCAUAUUUUUGAGUUCAUCUUAUGUUGAUGGUGUGUAUUGUUGAGUUUACCCGUGGUUUAGGUGUAUAUUGUUGAGGUUACUAAAGCUAAGAUAUAAUUUACAGAGUCACCUGCAGUUCAAGUCAAUUUAAUGCUGUUUACUUUUACUUUAAUUGUAUUUUGUGAGUUUACCCUUUGUUCGACGUGUAUUGUGGCUUUUCCCUGUGGUUCAGUUUUAAAUUGUUGUGUCAAACUUAGGUUCUGAUGUAUAUUGUCAAGUUUACCUGAUCGCUCAGGUAUAUAUUAUUGUGCUCACUUUUCGUAAUGCUGAUUGUUGUUGAGCUUACCUGUUCUUAAGGUGUAUAUUGUUCUGUUUAACUGUAGUUUAAGGGUAUUGUAUUUUGUUUUCCCCUAGUGUAGGUGAAUUUUUUGGUUUACCCUUGUUUUAGGUGUAUAGUGUUGUGUUUACCUUUAGUUCAGGUCAGUCUUGUUGUGGUAACUUUUAGUUUUUGAAUAAAUUGUUAAGUUUACCGGAAGUUCUGGUGCACACUGUUUAGUUUACCUUUAGUUGUUGUGUCAACUUAUGGUUUUGGUGCAUAUUGAUGUGUUUACUUGUAGUCAGGUGCAUUUGUUGUGGUUUUAGGGUGUGCUGCUGCUGUGGGAACAGUUUUCAGACUCUGAUCAUCACAGUUUUCAUGACCAGCUGAGUGCUGCAGGCCUGCUUCUUCUUGCUCUGAGAGUGUUCCUCACACUGCUGCUGGCCUCUGUCCUCUACACCAUCACCUCAAUGGAGAGGAGCUUGCUCAAACGAGACUUCUACCUCUGCUUCACCAAGGUAACCAUAACAAAAACUUUAUCAUAGGCACAUGGAUCAUUUACCUUAUAAUUAUAAAUAAUGAGUCUAACCUUGUUACAUGUAGUCACCUGUCUGUUGCAAAACAACAAUAAUACUAAUAACACUGAUGAAUGGCACUGUGUCUUCUGUCCACUUAGGGCUGCGUUCUCUGGUUCCUCUGCCACCCCGUCCUCUUCCUCAUAUCAGCCAUAUUUAAUGAACACCAGAGAGAGAAGGUUUGAACUGUCUAACUUUUGAUCUCUCCUCAAACAUUCAACUGAUUAGAAGUUAAUAACAUACUCAUAUGUUAGGUGAUUGUGGUAACACUGACAAUGUUUCAGAGAAACAUUCUCUUUGAGCACAAAGCAGGGGGCACUUUUGUCCUCCUGGUUUAGGCUCACAGCCUUUUGAGGAGGUUGGUCCCCACUCUCUGUUCCCAGAGUCAAGCACCCCCAGUGUUUCUAGGGUAUCUAGUACCAACUGUCCCCAGCAUCCCCGGUGUUCCCAGUAUUUCCUGCAUCUGCAGUGUUUUCAUUCCUGUCCUGUAAUGAUGCCCUCCAUUUCCUUUGGUGUCCUUCUUUUCUUUUCUCCUUUCCCUUAUUCACCUGCUUCUUCCUCUCCUCUCUGCUCCUCCUCUUCCUUCCUUUUCCUCAACAUUCUUCUCAUUCUCCACCCUCUCCUCAUCCUUCUCUUCAUGCCCAUUGUCGUCCUCUUCAGGAUAGUCCUCCUCUUCCUUCCCUCCACCUCUACCUCCUAAUCCCCUUUCUUUUCCUUACUGUCCUCCUCUUUCUCACUGCAGGUGGUGACCAUGGGGGUGAUCCUGUGUCAGUCCAUCUCCAUGGUGAUCCUCUACCAGCUCUUCCUGUCUCGCUCUCUCUACUGGGAGGUGUCCUCUCUCUCCUCAGUGUCUCUGCCUCUCACAAUGUCCAGGAGCAACCACAGGGGGCGCUACUAAGAACAUUAUCCCCACAAUGUGAUGAAGGUUACGGGAGGAUUUGUGUCUUCAGAGAAGGAGAAGGAGGAGGAAAAAGAAGACAUUGUGAGCGGCUCGUCUGGAUCUUCAGAGAUCCAGAAACUGAGGGACUGGGAGGGUUUAACAAAAACAUCCGCAUAAAGACAGAAAAUAAGGAGACACACAAGUUUCCAGGCUUCUGGACCAAUCAGAUGAGCAUGAGCAGAACAGAGACAGACAGGAUUCAACAUCUGUUGAUGAGGAUUUUAGGAAUAAAAACCUGACCAUCAGAGAGCAGAAGAGACAAUUUUCUCCUCUGGAUAAAAAAAGAGGUCAGGGAAGUUCGGUUAGUCCUGAGUUGAGACAUGAUUAAAGGAGAUGAAACCAAAAGAGACCAGACAUGAAACAAGAUGAGACAAGACAAGAAAAGGCAAGACGGGAAGAGAAGAGAAGAGACAAGAGGGGAGGAAAGGGAAGGGGAAGGGAAGGAAGGGGAAAUGGAAGAUGUGAUAAUAUGAAACCAGACAAGAAGAGAUAGUUUUCUACUUUUCUGAAUGAAAAAAGAAGUCAGGGAGGUUAGCUCAGACCUCAGACAAGACAUGAUAGAAAGAGAUUAAAUGAAAUGUUACAAAUGCUCUGAAAUUCGCAUCAUGGCUGUGGAAAAACAAUGCUAAACAGGUCUAAGUUAAGAUGUUAGAAAUUAAAAUCCUGGAACAAAACUGAUAUUUGAAAAUAUUAAACAAACCCCAAUGUUUGAGGCAAGAUGAGAAGACGAGACAGAAAGACCCAAGACAAGAGAAGAUGAUUUUCUUAAAAUCGAGGAGAAUAAAUGAAAUGAAACAAUUAGGCAGUUGACAGAGAGACAGAUUGAAGUUCUCAUGUUUUUUUCUACAUGAGAGAAAAAUACAAUAAAAUCAGUUUGAUUUAAAGGAACUUGACCUAACAAACUGAUGUUUAUUUUAAACCAUCACAUCACUCAAAAAACUGGGAAUUUCCUUUCUAAUCAUACGAUAAAAUUAUUUAGAUGUUUUUAUGGUGUCUUAACAUUGUCAGUAUUUCUGAUUACUUUAAAUUAGAUUUGAAAUAUUACAAAUACAGCUUGUCCUUUUUUUUUUUUUUUUUUUUUUUAAAUAUGAUCAUUUAGAGUAAGCAUUAAUUUAUGGGAAAGACCAUAAACUCAAUCUUUUUUAUAUAAUUGGAAUAUCUAAAUAUAAUUUUCAUUUGACUUUCUAUAAACUAAGUCACAACAAGACUCAUCCCAACAGUAUCCAAAUUAAACAGUUUAUCGUGUACUAUUAUUUAAAGAUAUUAUGUAAGCUAUUGGUAUUUAUCAGGUUGAAAAUAAAUAUAACCAUUUGACUUCUGCUAGACUUUGAGUAUGCUCUUACUUUCCUCCUCUUCUAUCUCAUAUUAUUUGAUCUCUCUUAGUUAAUAUUUUUCUGCUUGCUUGUAGAUUUUUUUUUCAAAGCCAAAGCCCCUUAAGGCAACACCAGGAAGACACACUCACUGAGAUGUAAUAGCGUCAAGCAGCCAAACAGUCAUGUUGUUAAUAAAAGGGAUGACGAGAAACUUUGUGCAUAUUUAUUUAAUGUUACAGCACAUACACACAGGGAGAUAAGAGUCACUGCUGCCUGAUCACACUCUGCGCCUGAUGUGAAGUGUGUCUUUAUCUCUGUUAACUCUGCCCCAGAGGCGUCAAAACAGGUGUUCUUUGUAAUGUCUGCAUUAGCUGAGCAGAGGCUGUUCAAGUUGUGAAAGUCAGAAACAUACUGAAUAUGAAAGCGAUAACUCUCAUAUGUUACUGUAAAGAAACUCAGACAGAUAAUCCCUGGUGUUGUUCUCAAGUGUGCAAACAACCUCUCACUCUGCUUUUCUAUUAAAGCUUUACUUCAUGACUUAGACUUAGUUUAGUGAUUCUUAGGCUUAUUUCUCUCUAUCUUUAGAGCUGGAAUUUUUUCAACCUAAAAAAUGAAACAAAAAUUAAAUGAAUUAAAAUUUGGAUUUAAAAAGAUCUGAAAUUGUGUUGGUUGUACAGUUAGUGUACUCAUUUUGUUGACAGUGAAGAAAGGCACGUCAUAACGCCACUAAAAGUUUAGCUCUUUCAUUUAAGCUUUUUCAUUUUAAAUGGAGAGGCAAACUUUAUAAUUAUACCUGCAAAUGAAUCCUGUUGUAUUUUUUCCACGUGAGCCAUAUGUUUAAUUGUAUUUUAUGACUGAUUUUAUCAUUAGCCUAUUUUAACCUGCUCUGUAUUGAGUAUCUGUCUUAAACUUAUUCUCUUUAUAGACCUUUAGUUCUUUGUGACAUUAUCUUAUCAUUGGGAAAGUUGGGCCAAAAAUCUUACAAGAUCUCGACCUUCUCUCUCUUUUUCUCAUCCCCUCCUCUUUCUCCUGACAGCUGUAGCCAUGCUGACUAAGCUAAUCAAUUGCAUUUCAUCUGAUUCUAAAUCAGCCAUCCCAAUAUGCAACAGCAGGUGGUAACCAGGCAGAGAGGAGAUCUGAGGCAAGGGAGGAGAAAAAAGACAAUAAUACAAAAUUAAAUAUACACUUUUUUUGACAUAAGGGUUGAAUUAGACAACAUAAAAGAGAUGUGUUUGUCUGACUGCAGGUGUGAGAACACAAUUUGCUCAUAUACUUUCAUCAACAAACGGCUGCACAUGUGCAUGCAUGAGCAGAUUAGGAGGAGGGGCUGAAAGUCAGGUUUGUGGCUCUGGUCUUAAAACAGAUAGUAUCUGAGCUGAAGCAGACCAAAAGUCAGGCCCAGGAGAGUCAGUGUGGAAAAAAUGAGAGAGAGAGAUUACAAGAAAGGAGGAGGAGGGACGAUAUAUGGAGCAUUGACUCACACUAAAUAAAGUGAUGUUCAUGUCACAUUUUAUUUAGUUAUCCAUACAGACUGUGUGUGUCUUAUAUUGAGAAAGGUGAUUAAAAAAAAACAAAAAAGAAACAUCAGAGACUGAAUUGGUCACGUUUGGAAAGCUAUUGAAAAGAUAUAUAAAUGUGUGUGGGUUUUUAGUUUUUGUUUUGUUUUUUUGUUUUGUUUUGUUUGUUUUUUGUAUAUAUAUAUAUAUAUAUAUAUAUUAUUUUUUUUUAAAUAUGCAAUUAAAAUAUAUAUAUAUAUAUUUGAAAGAUAAACUAAUAAAAUGUCUCAGUUGAAGUGUGUUUUAUCAUUUACACAAGUACAAUCUUUUGAGACUGGUUUGAGGACAGGAUUAGACUUCACCGCGCUCCGCUGCCCCCCUGUGUCAAGUUUGAGGAUCUAACCUUUAAAAGAGAUCAGUCCCUUCUCAUAGAUAUCAACAAAUAAAUAUUUUAUUUGUUUAACUUCCGCUUCAGUAAAACUCUGUUGUCCCACAACAUACACAGAAAUUGAUACAUGUUACACCAAACCCUGUGAGAGCAUUAGUUUCCACAUCAAAAUAAUACUUUAAUAAACACAAGGCUUCAUUUUUUUUACUUUGUAUUUGACCUCCUCCGGUGAGCCGUGACCGUCAGAGCUGACGUGUUACAGGUGAACGCUCCACGGUAGUUGGUCUCCACGUGCAUCAUCAAGAAUAGUAUACAUUCGAUUCGAUUCCAAUCAAACUUUUGAUCGGUUGAAUAUUGUACAGCUCUCCCAGCAAUUUCUAGACACAAAGAUCUUCAGCGAAAAUCCUCCAAGUACAGGAGAGGGACCCAACUGCAGCCCAAGAUGGCGGACCCAGAAGAUGAACUUCCGCAAUGAUCUUCCGCAAAACUCACUCAGAAUUACCUUCCGGCGGAUGGGCUUUCUCGUUGGCGGACUUCCGGCGCCGAAAUAUUUCGCC